GUGCUUUUCGUCUGACAUUUCCCAAUCGGCGGCGCGCUGUCAAAGCAGAGGAGUCGGAACACUCGGUCGAUAAAUUCGCAAUUUUGUCCAUUGGAAGGAAUUAAUCAUCCAGCGAAACAUGUCCGGCAAUAAAGGAGGCGAUAAACCCGAACAAAUCGACUUAACCAAGCUCGGCUUACAACAGUUGCAGCGGGUGAAAAUGGAAUUUGAAACGGAAAUGAAUGUGUUCCAGGAAUCAAUGCAAACACUCCUAAAGUGCAAGGGUAAAUACGCGACUUCCAAGGAAGCCCUAGAACAAAUCAAACCCGAUUGGGAAAAUAAGGAAAUUCUAGUCCCGCUCACAGGAAGUAUGUAUGUGCCCGGCACGCUCAAGAAUGUGGACAGUUUUGUAAUCGACAUAGGAACGGGAUAUUACGUAGAAAAGAACCUCGAAGACUCCAAAGACUACUUCAAACGGAAAGUGGAUUACGUCCAAGAACAAAUCGAGAAGAUCGAUAUGCUCCAAAUGCAGAAAUCUCAAUUCCUCAAUGCUGUGCACGAGGUGAUUGAAAUGAAGGUAGCCGCACUGCAGAGCAAGCAGCAACCAACCUAGGCGACAAACUACGCUCACCACAUCCCACAAACUCGCGGAUAGCUUUUAAUUUUCGUUUCCUCACAAUGAAGCAAAAACACCACAGUGACAUCUCAUCGCCUACAUCUUUGUGGAAUUCAGACCCAAACAUGAAUUAGAAUUUAAAAAGGAAUACACAAAAAAAUCCAUAAAUUAAU
This is a messenger RNA of Hermetia illucens (black soldier fly), 768 nucleotides long. It is a transcript of the gene Pfdn5, whose product is annotated as probable prefoldin subunit 5. The transcript has 3 exons. Gene Ontology annotation, cellular component: prefoldin complex; cytoplasm. Gene Ontology annotation, biological process: regulation of DNA-templated transcription; protein folding. Lineage: Eukaryota; Metazoa; Arthropoda; Insecta; Diptera; Stratiomyidae. The record is from RefSeq and is a predicted model, not a curated record. The coding region runs from base 119 to 592 and encodes 157 amino acids.